AUGCUUGUCUCCUGCACACUUUAUGUGGCUGACGGGUCACGACUGGUGGUGGACCGCUUUCUGACAAAAAUGCCGGACGAGCGGUACACGAUAGGUGAAUCGGAGACGACGUAUCUUAAGCAGAUUGAGCACAUUCUCGAAGCCGCGGUGUCGCAUUGGCGAUUUUUCGCCCUCUCGAAGCGCUUUUGCACCUUUUCCUCUUCCCAGGUCGUUUCCGCUGCAGAGGAGUUGAUUACAUGUGCUUCAGGCACUGCCUCGACGGAGUCGUCCACACUUCGCUUUGGGAAAUUUUCCUUGACGCGCGUUAGUCACGCCGUGUUUCCGUUUCUUAUUGAGCGGCUUGUGGGGGUUUUUCAGCCUUUUUCACCGGUUUGCUUCCUCAAGCGACCCAAUGCCCCGCCCCUGCACAUAGCUGGUUUCCCGUGGCGGUGGAUUGAGCAGCUGCAGGCGGAACCCCAGGCGGAGCAGAUCGAGGUUUACCUCACUUGUGGCUACCAGAUUACGAUGCGUGGCGAAAAAAGUGAGGAGCAGGCAGUACAGGCAACUCGCGCCAUGCAUGAACCCAACCCACACCUCCCUCUGAGCCAGGCGACAGUACUGACGCAGAGCCCCUUAUUAAAGGAGCACAAUAUGGAAGUGGGGAUGCCAACGGAACCACGCGUGGUGGCGCGCGUUUCUUUGACGAACGGUGUGACAGCCGCUCUUUUUAAUCUACGCGACUCCGAUAUUGUGCUGCGCUUAAUGGGGCACGUGAUCGCAAAGGCGGAGCAGCAGUCUGACCUGCUACAUGACAUUAUGGUGCAGAGAAUGGGAUUUGCGCUUGCAUCUUACCUCACGGAGCCAGCGUUGGCACACUUUUGCUGUGGUGACGACAGCAAUGUGACUGGGGGAAGGCGGUUAUGCAUUCACGAUGAAACCUACCGAAGACGCAUUAAUCAUGUACGCUUUCCACUUCAAAGCUCGUGCGGUGCCGAUGCUUUGACGAUUGUUGUGGAAGGACUGUUUAACCGCGGACUUAUUGUGAAUGGAGCCUUUGUUGAAGAGGAUGCGGUUCACGUGCUGUAUGACGAAUGCCCCCAGUAUUCCGUGAAGGAAUGCAAGCGAAUUAUGCAGGAAUUGGUAAAGGAUGGCUUGCUUACGAUGUGGAAUAAACCAAGUGGCCGUCGUUUAGCGAACUCAAACCGUAUUCCCGAUGAUGCACUUAUCGCAUGCGACUUUCGCAGACACGUACAGACAGCCCACAUUCUUGUGGAGUCACAACACGCGCGUUCGGGCAUCAUAGAGUCGCUGCAAGCCGCUGAGUCUCUCUUGGGUUUGCCACCGAUGGAGAGCGGGAUACCGUUGGCCAAACUAGUUGUACUUCUCCAGGGCCGCAGCAAACAGAUAUUUGGAGCCCGCGUACAGGACUUUACCCUGCCUCGCCGUUCGCCGUGGUGCCUCUCGGACGACAUUCUUGAUCCCUCCUUGCCCCGGAGAGGCAAACUUGGUUCCGAGUACCGCUUGUCGGUUGACGCAACUCUGCAGUCGUACGUGCAGUAUCUUCUACGCGUCUUUCCGCGGGCACGCGUCAUUGACCUGGACGCCAGCAACUCCAUUGUGUCGUCCGAUGCGACGCUACUGCAUCGCUUUCGUUGCCGCUACGGCAAGGUUGUGACUCCCGACGGAAAUGAGAUAUGUUUUGUGCCUCAUUUGUACUACGUGCUGGUUCCCAUGGAAGACACGCGCACCACGGAGCGCGGCGACGGCGAUCUUGCCGCAUCCGCCUCGCUGAGAAAAGGGGGACUGUUUAUCUUGGAGAUUGGCUUUCAAGUCGUUUAUUUUGCGCUUGACGUGUUCAUGGUCAGCGGGGAGUCUAUGUCUGCCAGCAUGGCUGCUCUCUCCGCCGUCAGAUUUAGGCGUAGCCUCACUUUCAGCAGUGUUCUGUACGACUUGACGGUGAAUCGUAUGCUGCGCUACGUGCAGAUGUAUGCGUCACUCCUGUUUGGUCAAAUGCCGACGUCGGAUGCCCUUGAAAAUCUCGUUAGACAGUACCCGCAUCCGCCGCGUGAAAGUCUCAGCAUUGUGGCUGCCUUUGAUGUCGAGGAGUCCUGCGUGCGGAGGGCGCAGAAAAUUGUGGCAAAAACCUUCUCUGUGGGCCCCGACAGCAACGGUAUGCGGCAGCUGAUCCCAAAACAGGGCGAGGUGCUGCUGAGGGAAUCCACCCAGGAAAGGUACCACUACUGUGGGGUGAUGGUCUGGGCAACCUCACGCCUGUUUGUCUUGCUUUGCACCGUCCGUGACGUCACCGUGUGCGAUCGUUGUGCCAACGGCGACCUUCCCAAACUUGCGCUCGCUGCCAAGCGCCAGUUGCUACAGCUGCUUCUCGACAGUAUGCUCCAGCAGCGACUUGAAUUUGCGUGGGAUAAAAUACGCACACCCCUGGACGCAGACAAUGACAGUGACGCCGAUGAUAGCACUGAUAGUUCCGAGCAAGGACCCUCUAGAGAGGAUCUACGGACGCUGCAAGCACAUUGGAGGAAGUAUCGUCUUGCCAAUGUAUCUAAACCCUUUCUACAGCUUCAGUCUGACUGGAAAUCGAUACUGACGAGACAAAGCGGUGCCAUUUCGGCAGCGUGCGAGCCCAACUACACCCUUCACCUCUUUCUGGAGGAGUCUGGAGGAAAUGUUUAUGGGACGCACGGUAAAGUUAUUGACAACACCAUUGCGUUGACCUUGUCAGCCCGUCGGAUGGAUCGAAGGUGCUUUGUUGCUGUGGAGUUCACAGCUGGUGUGUCGGGUUCCAUCGAGAGUGCCGCGCUCUAUCGUGGGACGAGUGAGCGAGGCGCCGUCAAUAAGCUGCUGGAGGAGGAGGAGGAUGCGGUGUUAAUAGAGCAAACAAUGAAGCUGCUUUCUAGCGCCUUAUGGGGACACAUUUGCCACUGA
Molecule: messenger RNA, 2922 nt
Organism: Trypanosoma conorhini
Lineage: Eukaryota; Euglenozoa; Kinetoplastea; Trypanosomatida; Trypanosomatidae
Exons: 1
Coding region: 1-2922 (973 amino acids)
Source: RefSeq, a predicted model, not a curated record